Umbelopsis ramanniana AG is the source of this 3476-nucleotide messenger RNA. RefSeq lists its product as uncharacterized. Bases 24 to 3383 code for a protein of 1119 amino acids. Gene Ontology annotation, molecular function: zinc ion binding. Gene Ontology annotation, cellular component: endoplasmic reticulum membrane. The transcript has 9 exons. NCBI's taxonomy places the organism in Eukaryota, Fungi, Mucoromycota, Umbelopsidomycetes, Umbelopsidales, Umbelopsidaceae. The record is from RefSeq and is a predicted model, not a curated record.
UGCAGAUGCACAGGUGGUGAAUCAUGGAUGAUUCAGAGGAAAUUUGCCGAGUAUGCCGCUGCGAGGCUACAGAGGACCAACCUUUGUUUUAUCCGUGCAAGUGCUCUGGUAGUAUUCGAUAUGUUCAUCAAGAAUGCUUGACGGAAUGGUUGUCGCAUAGUAAAAAGAAAUAUUGCGAGCUUUGUCACCAUCCCUUUACAUUCACCCCAAUCUAUAGAGAGGACAUGCCAGAGAGAAUACCUAUACAAUUGUUUAUUACGCAGUUCAUUCGACGCAGUUUCUUUGUCAUCCUGACUAUCCUGCGCGCCAUACUGGUUGGUUUCGUUUGGCUCGUUGCUGUUCCGUAUGCCGCGCUAUGGACAUGGCGGUUUUAUUUCUGGAGUGGAGAGAACAUUCUCAUGGCACCCAACACGAACCCAAAGCCAACCUUAAACGAAACUGCCAUAUUGCCCACAGGCAACCAGACAGCUUCUCAUCUCACGCCAUUCGAAAAGAAUGUCAGAACAUUCUUAUCGGAUUGUAUGGAAGGACAAUUGAUUAUGCUGGUAGUCAUCUUGGCAUUUUUUGCCAUGUUUCUUUUACGAGAAUGGAUCAUGCAAAAUACACCGGCGGAUCUUCCUGUGAAUGAUGUAUUGGAAGUACAUGAACUACCAAGAGCCGAACCAAACCGUUUCGCAGCUAACGUUUUGAACGAGGCUACCUCUUCAUCAUCUGAUUCUGAAUCUGACUCGGACUCUGAACGCGACUCUGAUCAAGAAGAAGAAACGGCUACAAUAACUCAACCUAGCUCCAUACACGACCAGGAAUUAAAUGGUGGCGAAGGAUCUACCGCCUUGCUACCUACCGAUGAGGAGAACAACCAAGCGCCUAAUGCUAUCGAUAUACAAUGGCAUGCACUCGAUCAUGCAAGAGCUCAACCUAGGCAGCCCGCUGCAAACAACGUUCACCCACCACCGCAGUUCGAAGGAAAUGCAGCUCGACAAGCCUUACUUGCUCAUCAGCUCCAAGCCAACCAGCAACAAAGAAACAAUGAAGAGGACUUUGAAUUCGAAAACGCAGUCGAUGAUCUGGAUGGCGUCCUGGAGGCCAUUGGAUUAAGAGGCAAUAUCAUGCCACUUGGUCAGCACGCUGCUUUGAUGGUUUUGUUGAUUGCUGGAUGCCUUGGGUCAGCAGUGUGGACCCCCUAUAUUGUCGGCAAAGCGUUUAUUCUGAUGUUUCCUACCGUCUUUGUGACAGCGCCCAUUCACACUCUGCGACUGAUUAUUGACCCCCUUGUUGACCUUGUUCUCGAUGGCAUACUUCCGUUAGCGACAAAGGCAGCAGAGCCAUAUGCCUACCGCAUACGUGAUGCCUUCCAAGCAUCACCUGCAGCAUCGAACAUUUUGGAUGGGUUCAAUCAUCUGGUAUCUAGCGUCAAAAACAGUAAUGCGGGUUACCAGGUCUGGAGUAUCACAGGCGAUAACUCUUUUGGGAAAGAAGUAGCACAUACACUAACUCAAAAUCAAACUAUGGAUGGCACAUGGUGGCAAAUGAUGGUCGAUACCGACUAUGUUCAAUUACUGAGCACUAUGCGUACACACUGGUACCGUUUUGCUCUAGGGGAUCAUAGCUCAGACCGCAUGGUUUGCAUCCUUGUCGGCUAUGGUGUCUUGGUUACUAUUGGGUCAUGGUAUUUAGCAAGAUCUCGAAAUGCUUAUGGGCGAACGGUUGGAAGGGCUUUGCAGCAAGCUAUUCGCCAACAAGGUGCAAUUCUCAAAGUCACCUUCUUCAUUGGCAUUGAAUUGAUGCUCUUUCCCCUUGUCUGUGGAAUUCUACUAGACCUGUCUACCCUGCCCCUCUUUCCCGAGUCGACGGUGAUCAGCCGCAUCAACUACUGGCGGGCCAAUCCUGGGAUUUGGACCUUUCUCCAUUGGCUCCUUGGCACUAUCUUCAUGUUCCACUUUGCUGUCUUUGUAACUUUAUGUCGGGAUGUCGUCCGACCCGGUGUGAUGUGGUUCAUUCGAAACCCCAACGAUCCCCAGUUCCAUCCCAUCAAGGAAAUAUUGGAGCGUCCCGUGAUGUUCCAAUUGCGUAAAAUUGGUAUCAGUGCGUUGUUGUACGGUGGAUUGAUUGUGUUUGGUAUUGGAAGCGUUGUGUUCUCUAUUUCACACUUUGGAGGCUCCAUUUUACCACUCAGGUUGUCAAUGCAGCAUUCUACCUUCUCUUAUCCAGUGGACCUGAUCGCCACUCAUGUCGUUAUUCCGACCACCAUGAGCCGGCUGAAAGUGAAGGCCAGAUUUAAAGUCUUGCUGCAAAACUGGUGGAAAGCGGUUUCAAGGCAAUUAAGACUUUCUUCGUUCAUGUUUAAUGGUCGUUAUGCAGAGCAAGAAGGCAGACAUGUUCGCAAAACCUGGAAAGCAUUCCUCUUGAGACGCAGGGCUCCUAUUCCUGACCUCACGCAUGGCGAUCUUUCGAUAGAUGGAAUCUCUGCCGACGGUGAGGUUGAAUUCGUCAAAGAUGGUCAAUUGAUACGAGCUCCGAAGCACGAUGGUGUCCCUGUGAUUCGUGGAAGACGGAUGUUGGUUCCCAUCGACCCUGAAACUUAUGAGCCUAUUGAUGAAGUCGAACGUCAAAUGGGUCAUCCAGCGUCUACUGCGUUGGGUGGAGAAGAGCUGAACACGACGGUGGUGUAUAUUCCUCCCAGAUUCCGUGCUCGUAUCUUCUUCUUCCUUUACUUGAUGUGGUUGUCUGGAGCCAUCCUAGCCUGUUGCACUACUAUUGUUCCAUUGAUCAUGGGCCGUUACCUCUUCACAUUCUAUGUUGCAAAGGAUCACUCUGUACACGACCUGUACUCGUUCCUCCUUGGUCUUCACGUUUUACUGGCCUUAGCAUUUGCUGCAGACUAUGUGGUUCGCAAUAUCGUAGCUUUGCAAGCGGAUAGAUGGAACAUGUCUUGGUUCAGAGCCUUUGAAAAGUUGAAGCAUGCAUGCAUGCGUGUUGCAAACACUACUUAUAUUUUGCUUGCAUUUGGACUGGUGAUGCCCAUGUUGGUAGGAUUGUUCGUUGAACUCUACUUUAUACUUCCCACCCGAAAGUCUUCAAGACAAGAUAUUGCCACCAACCUUUUACAGGAUUGGUCGGUUGGAGUUGUGUACAUGAACUUGACAUAUGGUUUCCUGUCAUGGCUACCAGAAAAUUACUGGCGCAGAGUACUUCGCAACCUGUUUGCGAACGGUAUUUUAGAAGUUGAAGCUCGACAAGCCACGAACCUGUUCCUUGCCCCCGUCAUUAUCGGUGGGCUUGCCGCUAUUAUCAUUCCGGCGUUGGUUGCUUGGGCGGUUAUACAAGUGCUUGGUGAGUUUGACAUUCUGCUUGUAUAUGAGAUAAUGAUGAUGAUGGGCUAAACCUGUUUUUUUCUGUUAGCCCCUGACAAUGCUACGAUCCAAAACCUGAUCGUACGUCUCGCCUAUCCUACUGCGUGUUUGAUCGUAUUUGUA